AUGAACAAUUGGCAACACUCUUUUACUCAUUCGCUGGACCUUAUAGAGCACUUGAAAAAGCCCUAUUUCAGAUAUGACAAUAGAGAGAAGGAAGCUACGAAGACAAGUUUUGAUGCCCGGGCAAAUCUGAUAUGGGUUGGUGACAGCUACGGUCGCGUUUCCUCUUACGAUCCCAAUUUCUCUCUAUAUACUCGUUUUACUGCGCAUAUUGGUGGAUCAGCGGUCAACGAUAUAUUGAGUCAUAGAGAAGGUAUCCUGACCAUAGGUGACGACUCACUGCAUUUUUCAAACCGCAGAGGGAUUACUUUGUUAAAUAUGACCAGUGUUGAUGUAGCUGCCUUCGAUUCGCUUAGCGCGAUGUGUCUGGGAUCUGUAGAACAGCAGGACAAAGUAUACUGCGCUGGAGGGAAUCCUGCAUCUGGGAUAGUAUGUGUUGAUUUGAACAGAGGAUGCCUCGAAUCCAUUAAAAAUUAUCCUUCGAAAAUUAAGCUGUUAUCGUCUAACAACAAACUUAUAUCGAUCGGCAAACAGUCAGGAGCUAUUGACGUCCUGGACCCCAACUCUAGUAGCAUAAUCAAGUCAUUUUCAGGACACUCGGGAACCAUAUCAGGUAUGGAUUCUCGUGGUUAUACUUUAGUCACAGUUGGCAAGUCAAGAAGAUUCAACAGUAUGUAUGCAGAUCCUUUCGUGAACAUCUACGAUUUGAGAACUAUGCAGCAGCUACCCCCUGUCUCGUUUUCUAAGGGUACAACUAUGGGUGCCGGAGGUGCUGAUUUUGUUCAGCUUCAUCCUUUGCUUCCAACAGUAAUGGUGGUGGCAUCUGAGUCUGGCUCAUUCGAUUUCGUCGAUCUGGUAAACCCUACAUUGAGAACACAGUAUGUUCAUCCCUGCCAAUCCAUAAAGGAUGCGGUAUUGUCACCUAACGGAGAACAUUUAGCCUUUGUUGGAAACGAUAAUCUCUUAACUACAUGGACAAGAUCGAAGGACACGCCUUCUUUCACGAGCACGCCAGAAGUUUGGGAGUAUCCAGACUAUGUCGAUGACGGAAUGCUUCCAAAGACUACUUCUGUAGAUGAUUAUGAUUAUCCAUUGAGCAGCGUUGGGAUGCCCUACUAUAGCCAGAAACUUUUAUCCGCAUGGAACAGCGUCGUCUUCAGAAGCCCUGGUUCAGUGCCUUUACCGAUCGAUGCCAGCAUAAUGGCAUCCACACCAAAACCCAGUAGGAAAAGUGAUUCUGGCAGCCUUCGAAAGUAUGUCACUGCUCGUUAUGAUAGGCAAAAGUAUGGGCACAGAAACACUGUACCACCUUACAUAAGCCUGAAAGACGUGCGAAAGAAGAUUGCAUCCGGAACGGUGCCUGAUGACAUAUUGAGAUAUAAGCCCAACAAAGAAGGAGAGGUUCCUCCAGCAUACGGUAAAUUGCAGUUGAGUCACGGUCGCUAUGGAUCAGACAAUUUCGAUUUCCAAGCAUUUAAUCAGACACCGUUCUCCACAUUGGACACAGACGGUGACAAUACUUACACCAACGCUAUAUUGCAACUAUAUCGCUUUGUCCCUGAGUUGUUCAAUUUUGUCGUUGGGUGCUUAAAAGAUGAAAAUUUCCAAUCUAACUCUUUGUUAACUGAAGUGGGAUAUUUAUAUGAUAUGAUGGACAGAUCAAAGGGUACAGUGUGUCGAUCGACCAAUUUUCAAUCAUCGCUGAACUCUUUGGAGGAGGCGAAUCAGCUUGGACUCACAAAUGAGCUUCCUAGCGAUCUUCAAAUGCUCAAAAAAUCGAUUUUAGCAGAAGAGAAGUUAUCUUCCAGUCCUGAGAAGCUGCAAAAAGGGUUGGCACAGAAAUUCAAUGAAUUUUUACUGGCGCGUCUGAUUCAUGAAGAACGUCACAAAGACAAGCCUAGCGCAGCUCUUGAGGAUCUUUUUGGUUUCCAUCUAGAUUCGGUGGUACGCUCCAACUCUAGCCAAUUUGAGAAAUCUUCAAGCGUUGUUCCGACCUUGACGGUUUUAUCUCCUGCUAGAAACGGCUCCAAGUUUGGGAGCAAACGACUUAAUAACCAAACCAUCCUACCUUAUCUCGAAUCAUCAAUGAAAAGGGUCAAGCACAUUGCUGGUAGCAAACAGGAGAUCUUAGGAUAUGAGAGAACCAUUAGAAACUUACCUGCAGUAUUAUCACUGGACAUCCUUCUUUCGGAAUCCGAGUGGAACAUUGUGAAAUCUGUUCGUAAUUGGCUUUCAAAGGAUUUUUUUGCAACAAUCUCUAAAGACAAGGCAUUGAUUCAACCAAGCUUGGCAGAUCUGAAAGGCAACGCUCCAAUAUUCAAGUACCAGCUAAACGGUUAUGUCGCUCAAAUCACUGAUAACAAUUGCGAGACGCGUCUGGUAACGUAUGCUCGUAAGUUCGAUGCCAAGUCUGAGCAGUUCAAGUGGUACAUGUUCAAUGGGUACUUGGCGGUCGAAAUAGAAGAAGAGGAAGCCCUCAACAUCUCGUACUGGUGGAAGAAGGUGGAGACUGUAAUAUACUGUGACGCAGAAGAGAUACGAAAACCAUUCUUUUCUGUGGAUACAUAUCCCAUUAAUUACGAAAUAUUAUUUCGAGAUCAUUUCGCUAAUAAGCUUAGGGAAUCGGCAAAGGUAGAGUAUCAAUUGCUUACAAAGGAAGAGGCGCCGCAGCCUGGAACUAUGGUUGCCAUUGAUGCUGAAUUCGUGAUUUUGAAUGAAGAGUUGAGUGAUAUUGAUUGUCAUGGUGUCAAGACAAUCGUUAAGCCCAAAAAAACGGCUCUGGCCAGGCUGUCGGCAAUCAGAUGCGCUAAAGGGCAAUCCUUUGGCAUACCAUUUAUUGAUGAUUACAUUUUCAACAAGGACCAUAUUGAAGACUACGUGACGAGGUAUAGCGGAAUAUCUCCCGGUGAUCUUGACUUAGACUUGAGUACAAAACCAUUAGUUUCGAGAGAAGUUACCUACAGGAAAGUCUGGCUCCUGAUGCAAUUGGGAUGCGUGUUUAUCGGGCAUGGGUUAAGUAACGAUUUCAAGCACAUUAAUAUCAAUAUACCUCCCAAACAGAUAAGAGACACGGCAAUAUACUUCUUGCGGGGGAAGCGGUAUUUGUCAUUAAGGUAUCUGGCCUUCGCCCUUCUAGAUAGAAACAUCCAAGAGGGAAAUCAUGACUCGAUAGAAGACGCAUACACUGCGUUGAUAUUAUAUCAGAAGUACCUAGAUCUUGAAAGGGAUGGUACCUUAGAACAUGUGCUAGAUAAAAUAUACUCAGAAGGAAGAGCGCUGAAUUAUCGAGUACCGUUCUAG
Torulaspora delbrueckii is the source of this 3297-nucleotide messenger RNA. RefSeq names its product poly(A)-specific ribonuclease (gene PAN2). Lineage: Eukaryota; Fungi; Ascomycota; Saccharomycetes; Saccharomycetales; Saccharomycetaceae. The transcript has a single exon. Gene Ontology annotation, molecular function: protein binding; nucleic acid binding. Bases 1 to 3297 code for a protein of 1098 amino acids. The record is from RefSeq and is a predicted model, not a curated record. Gene Ontology annotation, biological process: nuclear-transcribed mRNA poly(A) tail shortening. Gene Ontology annotation, cellular component: P-body; PAN complex.